AUGUCUGGUGAAAAAGAGAACGAACAACACCCCAAUAUAAAUCCAGUGGAAGUUAAUGAAGUCUCUCCAAACAUUUUUGAAAAUGGCAAAAUGCAAUCCCCUGAAAAAUUUGAUGCAGCUAGAAAACCAUCAAGUUCACUACCUGAAGGAAAUCAGAACGAAACUGAAGCUAAUUGGAAUGCUAAUGGAAUUAAAAACAUAUCUUCGGAUGUUUUUGAGACAGAUUCAAAGUCAGAUAUGUUACAAUCACAACCAGCUUAUGAAAUUACAGAGGUUUCAUCAAUAAGCAAUUUAUCUGAGGAAAAAGGUGAAUUCCUUGAGCAUUUCACAGAACAACUGAUAAAAAACUCUUCUGAAAUUGUUCAAAGACAAUCAGAGAAGGAUGCCUUACAAGCCUCAGAAAAAUUGGAAAUGCUUAAAAGGAUAUCAGCAAAUUUGAUGUCUGAAACAACAGAUACUGAACUUCUUGCUUAUCUCUACGCUGAAGGAUUAAGUGAAAUCCCUUCAGAUUUUUGGGAAGGACGAGCUAGAAAAAGCUUACUACAUUCUAUAGAGAAUGCUACUGUACCUCAAAAGGUAUCCAUGGAUAUGAUGUCUGAAACGAUGCUUGAUGAAUGUACAGUUCAAUUAAAUGCGAAAGGACUGGUUGAAAUUCCUACAGGGGUUUUUGACAUCAAAAUGUUACGUUAUUUGUAUUUAGACAAUAAUGAAAUCAAAACCAUUCCAAGAGAGAUAAGAUCGUUGAAAAGCUUGGCAAUAUUAUCAAUGGAUGGAAAUCAAUUAACAUCAUUACCUUCUGAAAUUUCUCUACUUAAAAACCUUAGAACUUUAAACUUCAGUCAUAACCAAAUAUCAUGGCUUCCCAAUGGAUUUUCACAUCUUUCAAGCCUGAAGUGUCUUUUGAUCAGUUAUAAUAACAUUGAAGUAUUUCCUUCUGCUUUGCAAAAUCUUGAAAAACUGGAAAUAUUAGAUCUCAGUGGAAAUAAACCAACUCUGUCAGAGACUAUACCUACCAUGAAAAAUUUGAAUGUGCUCUACUUAAAUGCCAAUAAAAUGUCAAUAUUCCCAAAGAUUCUCUGUUACCUUCCGAAUCUAAGUAAGCUAAGCAUGUCAGAAAAUCAGAUCCAAAGUUUACCAAAGGAAAUUAAAGAACUCAAGACAUUAAAAGAACUUUCACUAAAUAACAACAAACUCUUAUUUUUACCUGUACAACUCUUUCAAUUGAUACAGAUAGAAAAAUUGAGAUUGGAUGAUAACCAGUUAGAAAGUCUGUCGGAUAAAGUAGAGAACUUACAAAUGCUUCGAGAUCUCAAUCUUGCCAAAAAUUUAUUCAAGAACAUUACAGAUAAUCUUUGCAACUGUGCCAUGCUAGAAUGUCUCAAUCUUAAUGACAACCAAUUAAAAACUCUUCCCACCAACCUGUACAAACUAAAAUAUCUAAGGGAACUCUACUUAAGCAGAAAUCAACUGAUCUUGUUAGAUGAACAAAUAUCAUACAUGAAAGAACUCUCAAUUUUAGAGGUAUCAGGAAAUAUGAUAAUGUACAUCCCUGUUGAAAUCAAAAGUUGUACAGAACUCACUAAAGUUGACUUAAGUUACAAUAAGUUGUCCUUGUUUCCAGUUGGACUGUGUGCACUGGCUGCACUUCAACACCUAAAUCUCAGUGGAAAUUAUAUUUCAGAAAUAACUACUGAAAUUUCAUUCAUUAAAAACCUGAAGUAUCUAAAUCUCAGUAAGAACAAAUUGCCUUCAUUUUCCAUAUACUUGUGCACUCUUUCUAGACUAAGCUACUUAGACCUAAGCAACAAUGAAAUAAGUAGUAUUCCAACGAAUGUGCAAAAAAUGAAGUCUCUUCGGGUUCUGCUGUUAUACCAUAACAAAUUUAUUUUGUUUCCCAGAGAGUUAUGUUCUCUAAAUAAACUUAAGGAACUUGAUCUUUCUGAAAACAAGAUACAGCUCAUUCCUUCAGAUAUUAAAGACCUGCAAGAACUAAUAGACUUUAAUUUGUCAAAUAAUCAGUUUGCAUCAUUUCCAACUGAAAUAUGCCAGCUUUCAUCACUGCAGAAGUUAACGUUAUGCCAGAAAAAUGGAUUAAAGUUAAAAUUACUUCCAGAAGAGAUAUCAAAGCUGAUAGCCCUUAAGGAGCUUGAUGUGUCUUAUAACGAAUUACAAGAAAUGCCAGAAAGUAUAGGAGAAAUAAAAUGUUUGGUUACUUUAAUAGCAAACGACAAUUGCUUAACGAAGCUUCCCUUGAGUUUUUCAUCACUCCAUAAUUUACAGCACUUGAAUCUGAGAGAAAAUAAGAUGCUAUAUUUACCAAGUGAUAUGCACCUUCUUCUGGAACUGAAGGAUAUAAAUUUUGAUGGAAAUGCUCUGAUCAGACCUCCACCGGAAGUCUGUAAAGGAAAACAACUGCUUCCCAUAACACACUACUUAGAAAGUGCUGAUGAAAGAGAUGAAAAAAUACUGGAGAAAGUAUUGAAGACAAUUGCCUGCAAUGUCCCCUUUGAACAUUUUGAAUUUUUUUGUGAAAAGCUUAAGCUUAACAGUGAUGUAAUAAAAUCUAUUGAAAAUAACAGGACUCUUUUAUUAGAAGAAAAGGUUACUCAGGCAUUGAACUACUGGAAAACUGAAAACCAAGAUCUGUCCCCAGCUGCCAAGAUGGACCAAUUGAUCAGAGUACUGACCAUGACUGGCCUGUAUUACCUGACUAACAAAGUGAAAGCUGUAAAACUCUGUUCAAGACUGGUAAAGUUCUGAAGAGUACAAAACAUUUGUAUUUUCAAUUCAGAUGUUUGGGUACGUAAGCAGAAUAAAGUUAACUUAU
Molecule: messenger RNA, 2827 nt
Organism: Elgaria multicarinata webbii
Lineage: Eukaryota; Metazoa; Chordata; Lepidosauria; Squamata; Anguidae
Gene: LRRD1
Product: leucine rich repeats and death domain containing 1
Exons: 5
Coding region: 1-2760 (919 amino acids)
Biological process (GO): signal transduction
Molecular function (GO): protein binding
Source: RefSeq, a predicted model, not a curated record